Messenger RNA from Salvia hispanica, 1768 nucleotides. RefSeq lists its product as uncharacterized. Lineage: Eukaryota; Viridiplantae; Streptophyta; Magnoliopsida; Lamiales; Lamiaceae. Gene Ontology annotation, cellular component: cytoplasm. The record is from RefSeq and is a predicted model, not a curated record. Gene Ontology annotation, molecular function: deoxynucleoside kinase activity.
UUUUGUCUCCCAAAAACCCUGACUCAAGCCCCCAAAAACCCUUACCACAACAUCUCCCGCCAACGACCGUACGAUUCUUGAAUUCUCUGAGAAAUACAUACAGAUUCGUAUAGAAAUUACACGUGAGAUGCACCACAGUUAUGCAGAAGGUGCUGCGCCGAAGCCCCUCUUUUUUAUCCGCUAACACUCCUCUCUCCUCCGCCGCCAAACAACUCAACCUCAUGUCUCCUUUCACCGCCGCUCUCCGCUGCCCUCACAACUUCUCUUCCGCCGCCGCCGCCCCUUGGAAAACAACGCCGCAUAGGGCAUCGAUAACUACGUGCUCUGCCAACUCGAAUAUGCAGAGAACCUCCGUGGCUGGGAAUCCGGAUUUGCUCACAAUACCUGGAGUCGGGCCCAGGAAUCUGCGGAAGCUCGUGGACAAGGGCUUUGACGGCGUCGCACAGCUUAAACAGCUCUAUAAAGAUAAGUUUUCUGGGAAAUCCAGUGAGAAAAUGGUGGAGUUCCUGCGGAGUUCGGUGGGUAUCAUACACAAGAACCAUGCUGAAAGUAUAACAACGUUUAUCAAGGAAAGUGUGGAUGAAGAGCUGAAGGAUGGUGGUGUGAGGCCAGCUCAAAAGAAGCGGAUCACUCUCUGUGUCGAAGGAAAUAUUAGUGUCGGGAAGACUACCUUCUUGCAGAGAAUAGCUAAUGAAACACUCGAGCUUAGGGAUAUUGUGGAGGUUGUUCCUGAGCCAAUUGACAAGUGGCAGAAUAUUGGUGCGGACCACUUCAACAUAUUGGAUGCUUUUUAUGCUGAGCCGGAGAGAUAUGCCUAUACGUUCCAGAACUAUGUGUUUGUCACGCGAGUUAUGCAGGAGAGGGAGUCAUCAGGCAGUGUUAAGCCCCUCAGGCUCAUGGAAAGGAGUGUUUUCACUGAUAGAAUGGUCUUUGUGAGAGCUGUUCAUGAGGCCAAGUGGAUGAAUGAGAUGGAGAUCAGUAUCUACGACUCGUGGUUUGAUCCUGUUGUUUCAAGUUUGCCCGGUCUUAUUCCUGAUGGCUUUAUCUACCUUAGAGCAAGUCCCGGUACUUGCCAUAAGCGUAUGAUGAUGCGCAAGAGAGCAGAGGAAGGCGGAGUCUCCCUUAAAUAUCUGCAAGACCUGCACGAAAAGCACGAAAGCUGGCUUUUCCCUCUCCAAACUGGAAAUCAUGGAGUAUUGUCAGUAAGCAAUGUACCUGAUGACAUUGAUUGGUCCGUACAUCCAAAGAUAAAGGAUCAGGUGUUCUAUCUGGAUGGUGGCCAUAUGCACCCGAGCAUCCAAAAGAUCCCUGCUUUGGUUCUCGACUGUGAACCGGAUAUUGAUUUCAGCAAAGACAUCGAGGCAAAGCGAGAGUAUGCUAGUCAAGUUGCUGAGUUCUUCGAAUAUGUGAAGACGAAGAAAGAAGUUUCUGCUUCUAACGAUGGGGAAGAUGCAGCAAAGGGCAGCCAGCAUCAGUUAUUGAUGCCCCAUAACGGAAAUUUGUGGAUGCCGGGUACACAGCCCUUCCCCGAAUCUGCCCUCAAGUCGCUUGGUCUUACAAGGUCCAUGUCAAUUAUGCCUCAGUAGUAGUGUAAGUAAAUUCUCUCUAUUGAAAAUUGUUCAUUUCUUCAUCUUGUAAAGAGACGCUUGUGGCAGAGCUCUUUGUAGGGUUGUAGAUUUGGUAGAUAGUGUUAAUUGUUAUUUCUGCUCUGGAAAAAACAUUUUUGCUGUCAUUUUUCAAGUUGGUCAGCAGAAUCUGAAUGCAGCAA